Messenger RNA from Schistocerca cancellata (South American locust), 3947 nucleotides. RefSeq names its product AP-3 complex subunit delta-1 (gene garnet). The record is from RefSeq and is a predicted model, not a curated record. Gene Ontology annotation, biological process: anterograde synaptic vesicle transport; Golgi to vacuole transport; protein targeting to vacuole. NCBI's taxonomy places the organism in Eukaryota, Metazoa, Arthropoda, Insecta, Orthoptera, Acrididae. The transcript has 28 exons. Gene Ontology annotation, cellular component: AP-3 adaptor complex; membrane coat; terminal bouton. The coding region runs from base 123 to 3803 and encodes 1226 amino acids.
CUUUGGUGACAAGUGUGUGAGCGGAGUGGCGGGGUGGUAUGCAUGUGUGUGCGUGCGCCAGGUAGUGUUAUGAACUUUGUGUUUGUAAGUGUUGUCUGAAGCACCCUUUCGCCGUUGCCGCGAUGGCGCUGCGAAAGGUUAAAGGAAAUUUGGAACGAAUGUUUGAUAAGAAUUUAACAGAUUUGGUGAGAGGUAUUAGAAACAACAAGGACAAUGAGGCCAAGUAUAUUGCCCAGUGCAUUGAAGAAAUUAAGCAAGAACUUCGCCAGGAUAACAUAGCAGUGAAAGCAAAUGCUGUCGCUAAACUGACAUAUCUCCAAAUGCUGGGAUAUGACAUCAGCUGGGCCGGAUUUAACAUAAUAGAAGUAAUGAGCUCAUCAAAAUUUACCUACAAAAGAAUUGGUUAUUUAGCAUCAUCACAGUGCUUCCACGCAGAUACGGAGUUGCUUAUGUUAACAACAAACAUGAUUCGCAAGGAUUUAAAUAGUCAAAAUCAGUAUGAUGCUGGAGUUGCACUGUCAGCACUUUCCUGUUUUAUUAAUGCUGAUUUGUCAAGAGAUCUUGCAAAUGAUAUAAUGACUCUUCUCACUUCAACAAAAUCAUAUCUUCGUAAAAAAGCAGUUCUUAUGAUGUAUAAGGUUUUCUUAAAAUUUCCUGAAGCUCUUCGACCAGCAUUUCCCCGUCUUAAAGAGAAAUUGGAAGACACUGAUUCAGGUGUGCAGUCAGCUGCUGUAAAUGUAGUUUGUGAACUAGCUCGCAAGAAUCCAAAGAAUUAUCUGAGUUUAGCACCUGUAUUCUUCAAGCUGAUGACCACUUCUACUAACAACUGGAUGCUUAUAAAGAUUAUUAAAUUGUUUGGUGCUCUGACCCCUUUGGAACCUCGGCUUGGUAAAAAAUUGAUAGAACCUCUUACAAAUCUCAUCCACAGUACAUCUGCAAUGUCUCUGCUGUAUGAGUGUAUCAACACUGUAAUUGCAGUACUGAUAUCCAUUUCUUCAGGGAUGCCCAACCAUAGUGCCUCUAUUCAGCUGUGUGUCCAGAAGCUCAGGAUACUAAUCGAAGAUUCGGAUCAGAAUUUGAAAUAUCUUGGAUUGCUGGCAAUGUCAAAAAUAUUGAAGACUCACCCUAAGUCAGUCCAGGCUCAUAAAGAUCUAAUUAUGCAGUGUUUAGAUGACAAAGAUGAGUCUAUAAGGCUUAGGGCUCUCGACCUCCUGUAUGGAAUGGUUUCAAAGAAAAAUUUGAUGGAAAUAGUGAAAAAGUUGAUGAUACAUAUGGACAAAGCAGAAGGAACAACAUACAGAGAUGAAUUACUGUCCAAAAUAAUCCAGAUAUGUUCACAGAACAAUUAUCAGUACAUAACUAACUUCGAAUGGUAUGUGAGUGUCUUGGUUGAAUUAACACGUAUGGAAGGAAGCCAACAUGGGUCACUAGUUUCUUCCCAGAUGUUAGAUGUAGCGAUACGUGUGCAGGCAAUUCGUCCAUUUGCUGUUCAACAGAUGGAGUUGCUGUUAGAAAAUGCACAUUUUCUGACAUCUGGUACUGGUCAGAGUUCGACAAUGGCAGAAGUACUGACAGCCGCUGCCUGGAUCUGUGGAGAGUUUCCAGAGUACUUAAGAGAUCAGCAGAGUACUUUGGAGGCAAUGAUACGAAGCAGAGUUUUUGGAUUACCAGGACAUAUUCAGGCUGUGUAUGUUCAGAAUAUAUUAAAACUUUUUGCAAGUAUUUUUGUGCAGGCAGAACAGAAGAAAGAUGUGGAAAGAAUAUCUAAGGUUUGCAAAAUGAUUGCCAGUAAUCUCCCCCAGUUUGUUUCCAGUGCAGAUUUGGAAGUUCAAGAACGCUCCAGCUCAGCCCUACAGUUGGUGCUUUACAUAGAGAAGCUUGUGAACAGAGGAGAUUUAGACAUAGCUGGUGAAUUAGCAGCUUUAUUUAUUGGAGAACUAAACCCUGUUGCACCAAAGGCUCAGAGAAAAGUUCAAGUACCAGACGGACUUGACCUAGAUGCUUGGAUCAAUGAUCCACCAUCAGAAUCAUCGGGAAGUGGUGACGACGAAAAUGAUGAAGGUUUUGUAAAAGUUACUGAUAUCUUUGUUAAGUCUGAUAAUUUAUCAGAAAGUUAUACAAAAGUCAUUCGCCCUCAGAAAGAACCGACAGAAGAAGAACUGCAAAAGUCACGAAGGGCACGAAAAUUGGAACAAGAAAAUAAUCCUCACUACCUCAAGCCUAGAAAAUCAAGCAUUGGUAAGAAGACUGAUGAACUGCUUGACAUACCAGUUGCCCAGUUAGAUAUUCCAGUCACCUUAAGGGUGCCAGGUUUGGCAUCCCCCGAUAAAUAUAUAAUGAAGAACUCAAAAACCCGUAGCAGAAAGAAGAAGAAAAUGUCCAAAGGUAAAAAACGUCUGUCCAGUGAAGAGGAGGAUUUGUCUCACCCAGUUCAUCUGGUGAAUACAGACAAGGGAGAAAUGCCGGAAGGAGCCCAAUCAUCUGAGGAUGACACAGAUACAAGGCCAAACGAUGAUCCCCACAGGGCUCUUGAUAUCAACUUGGAUGAACCUCUUCGAGAAGAUGAAACACUUGCUGUGCCACAUUCUCAUAGUGCCUCCAAUGUAUCCACUAAAAAAGAUUCCAAUGAUCUCAGUAAAAAGAAGUCUGUCAAAACUGAAGAAGCUAAAACUGUAAAAAAGUCAAAGAAGGGCUCUAAAUCUGGAGUUAAGAAGAAAAAAUCUGUACGACGUCAUCCCAAAGAGGCAGUGGAAGAUCAGUCGACAACUGCUGACAUGCUGACUCUGGAUGAACACUUGGAUAAGCCUCUGGUUGAACCAUUUACUACCAACCCAACAUCUGGGCUUCUGUUAGAAAGUGAAGGAAAACUAAUAACAACUGAAGCAAAUGGAAAAGAACCAAGUACUAAAAAAGAAAAAAAGAAAGCAAAAGAUGGGAAAAAAUCGAAGAGAAAAGUCAUCUCGAAGCUAAAAGAGGGCUAUGAAGAAGCAUCAGGAAUAUCAACUCCAUCAAAAGAAGUUGUGACUGAGCAGUCUAGUAGUGCAAUCACAGGAGGGGCAGGGACAGAAAUAAACCCUCCAUUCUCCUGCUUAUCAUCAUUCUCCAGACUGGCUAGUGACAACUCAGUGGAAAUGGUGUAUGGAACGAGCCUGUGUGAAACUGAUGAGGUGGCUAUAACUGUAGUGUUGAAGAAUCAGUCACCUUCUCUCUUGAAAGAAUUUUGUUUCUCAGUCAGCAAUACAUCUUUGGUGAAAUUAAUAAAACCAGAGCUAAAUGAUGAUUAUGGGUUAAAUCUUAAUUUGACCUUACCUCCCAGUGGCUCAACUGAAUUGCAGCUAUUUUUCCGAGUACUUAGUGUUGACCAGUCUCAUAAAUUACGGGGAACCCUUACUUACAUGGUUCAGUCAUCUGAUGACAUAUCAUCGCAUGAGAAGCUGGACUUCUGGGUCAACAUUCCAUGCUCAACUUUUAUGAUAGCCAGAGUAUGUGGAGCAGAUACAGUGUCUGAUCUACUUACAAGUGGGCAGCUUCCCUACCACAACUCAUUUCAUCUUAAGAAUAUCAUGCAAGACACAGCUCAGAUGAUAUCGCAGAUCUGUUUCCACUGUAAUUUUGUUCUUGUGGAGCAAAUUGAAAAUACAGCAUCUUUGUACAGCCGAUCAGUUGAUGGAUCUCAUAUAUGUUUGUUACUUAAGGUGGAUCGUUCGUGUACAGCAAUAUCAAUUGAUGGUAAAAGUGACAAUGAGGUGCUACUAAGCAAUAUCAUCAGUGAAAUAGAGAAACUACUUCAGCCUGGCUCUUGAUUACUUUUGUAAUUAAUUAAUGGGGGUCUGGGAUAUGAAUUGUUAUUUAGUCAAAGUGCUGACAUGAAUCUUCCUGAAUGAUUGAUUGUGUUUGUCCAGACAUGUUAUUCUUUUUUAUGUUCAUUAAAAAGUUUUCUACAUAAA